Molecule: messenger RNA, 1490 nt
Organism: Paramacrobiotus metropolitanus
Lineage: Eukaryota; Metazoa; Tardigrada; Eutardigrada; Parachela; Macrobiotidae
Product: BTB/POZ domain-containing protein 3-like
Exons: 7
Coding region: 2-1345 (447 amino acids)
Molecular function (GO): protein binding
Source: RefSeq, a predicted model, not a curated record
UAUGACUUCAAUCGGAUUUUCAAUCAUUUUCUCGAUACAAGUACUAAAAAGAUUCAAGCGCAGUCUUUCCAGUCGCUGGGUUUUCGACGCAGUAACGGGUAACCCGACCAUGUCGAUGAAUCCGUCUGCAUCAUCGACGGUUCGUAAUGGACCCAGUUCCGAGGAUACAGUCGCCGCUAGCAUGCAGGAGAUGCUGUGCAGCGGCGAUCUGAGUGACGUGCACUUUGUGGUGGGACGGGAUUUCGGACAAGCCAAGGAGUUCCACGCGCACAGGCUCAUUCUGGCUGCUCGCAAUCCGGUGUUCCGGACGAUGUUCUUCGGGAGUUUGCCUGAAAACGGUGACACAGCGAUCGACAUCCGCGACAUGAUGCCAGAGGCCUUCUCUAAUAUGCUACAUUUCCUGUACACCGGUGAUGUUACGAAUCUGACUGCGGACAGCGUCAUCCCGACGCUGGUUUGUGCUGACAAGUACGAUUUGCCGCGGCUGAUCAGGAUCUGCUCCGACUUCAUCGCCAACCAUCUUAGUGUGGAUAACUGUCUGACCGUGUUGGAACAGGCCAUCCAGUGGAGUGCUGCCGGUAUCGCGCAAAAAUGCCUGGAUUUGGUGGAUGCGCAGAGUGAUGCGGUGAUGCGAUCGGAUCGGUUCACGGAUAUCAGCCCGGCGACAUUGCAGAUGAUUCUGCAACGCAGUACACUUACGGCGGAGGAGAAUGUGGUGUACUUGGCGGUGGAACGGUGGGGAGUGGCGGCCUGUGCACGGAAUGGCCUGGAUUCGUCUGCCGUCAAUCGGCGUCAGAUGUUGGGGGAUGCCUUGUUCCUGGUGCGGUUCCCAUUGCUGACUUCGUGGCAGCUAGCCAACGGUCCUGGCCAGAGUGGUCUCCUGACUGAAGCGGAAAUCGGCAGCAUCUUCCUGCAACAGAAAGCCAAGGUUAAGCCGACGGCACCAGCCUUUUCCGCGGAGUGCCGCACGGGAUUGCCGAACGCUGCAGCGCCCACGUUUCAGCCGGAUGAAACUGUCUUUGCGCAGACUGUCGAAGGACAUUGGUGGAUGCCGGCCACCAUCACCGGUUCGAACGGGCUGAAGCUAGUGUUAAAGUGGAGUUGCAGUGGCACACGUUCUUACAAAACGACGGACCAGGUGGUGCGAGCAUCGGAAAUCCUGCAGCCGGGGCAGCCCCUGCACAUUCUUUAUUCUGGCAACUGCCAGACAGCCAGUUACUCAAAGGCUGCGGCGGAUGGUCUGCAUGAGGUCUUCUGGGGUCCUCGUACUGUGUCCGUACCAUUCAGCUGCUUGAGCCUGCUACACCGUCAGGUGACGCAGUGGAAAGCCCAUAAUGGCCGGUGAUGACCACAUGGACUUACUGGUUCCGGAGAUGGUUGUGUAACUUGUAUUAGUUCAUGGUAAUCUUUAUAUGUGGUUCUGCAUGACAGUAGAGACCGCACUAGUUUAAUAAUCUUCCGUAAUUUAAUUGUGUUUUGUUCCCGUUGAA